Molecule: messenger RNA, 579 nt
Organism: Penicillium taxi
Lineage: Eukaryota; Fungi; Ascomycota; Eurotiomycetes; Eurotiales; Aspergillaceae
Product: SNARE domain- containing protein
Exons: 3
Coding region: 1-579 (192 amino acids)
Biological process (GO): endoplasmic reticulum to Golgi vesicle-mediated transport
Source: RefSeq, a predicted model, not a curated record
AUGUCUUCACGGUAUAGUCCUCCUUUCCAAAAGACAAAUAACCAUCUACGCUCAAAGCAAGAUACUGAUAAUCCAAACAGAUUCCCACACCAGCGCGAUCCCCGCUCAUCCAACUCCCUCUUCGACUCAUAUGGUGGUGACUCUCGACCCGCUAGCAGAUCCCCAGCUCCGGUGGGCGGAUAUGGAUACGGAGGCUACACCAGCCCAGCGGGUAAUGGAUAUGGAUAUGGAAACAGUCAUCCGGCAGGGACGACAUUUCGGAGCGGAAAUCCUGAUAAAAGGGGCCACUAUUCCGAUGCAGUCCUCUCAUCACUCGAGUCACAGAAUGACACAGAGGUAGAAGGCAUAACGGCCAAAGUAAAAAUGUUGAAAGAUAUCACCAUGGCCAUCGGCGACGAGAUCCGGGAUACUACACAUAUGAACGACCUCGAGGGCUCAUUCGAGAAUACUCGAGUCCGACUCCGCGGAAACAUGAAACGUAUGCUCCGCAUGGCCGAACGCACUGGUGUCGGCUGGAGGGUAUGGCUUGGAUUCUUCUUCGUCGUCUUCCUUUUAUUCUUCUACGUCUGGUUAUUCUGA